This is a messenger RNA of Cooperia oncophora, 396 nucleotides long. The record is from the annotation of a GenBank genome assembly. Lineage: Eukaryota; Metazoa; Nematoda; Chromadorea; Rhabditida; Trichostrongylidae.
AUGCCAUCGCUAUGUUUCGUGUUGAAGGAAUUGACUCCUUGGAUGGAGAGAAGUACCAAAAGUACAAGCUUGAGGCGGACCGAUUCGAUCCUUCACCACUUGAUGAAGGAGUUGGCGAGUGUAUUUGGAGUUGAUCGCGAGAUUGUUACUGUGAACCGUGAAGGUAGCAGUGGGUCAGAAAUUGCAGAGAUCGCCGCCAAACAUCAGAUAAAAGAAGAGGAAAUCAAGACAAAAGUGCCAACUUUGCGUCAGGAACUUGAAAAUGUUCAUCGCCUGGCUGCCGCUAUCGCCUCUCAGGGCGCUAAAUUUGAGGAGAAGAACGCGGCCGACGUCUACCGCGUGACAAUAAGUGGGCUGGCUAGCACAACAACUCAACCACUGAGGAGCGCCAGAUAG